AUGGCGGCCUUAUCAGCAGAGGGGGUAAGGAGAGUCUGUCAGCUUCAGAGGGAAGAAGGACGCCAGUGCCUGAGAGUGCUCCUGCAAUGGGAGGAGUUUGAUGACGUGAGGGACAGCAUAGAGCUCGACAGUCUUUACAGCAGCAUUGUGUUCGCCGUGGAGAAAGGGCUUUCCUGGCCUGCAGUCGUGGAAGUGGGAAAGCUUGCGGAAGAGCUGCUGAAUGAAACCAAAGGUUUACCUGUUUCUCAGGCCAUCUGUCUCCUAAAGGAUAAACUUGUAGCGUGUGAACCAAAGCUGAGCCCUUUCAAACCGUAUGUCUUGUUUGAAUACUUCCAUAACACGCUCAUCUGGCACUAUCAGCUGUAUCGGCUGUGUCGGGAGAGAGACGUUGAACAGAUGUCUGCCCACCUAGAAAUCUGUGUGCCACCACAGCCUCUGCCACUGAUGGCAGGAGUUGAUGCUGAAGUCUGGCACUAUCAGCAGCAGCUGGCUGCCCUCUCAGCCGCUAAGGUCCAAAAACGUACCAACAUGCUGCUCCUCCGAGAGAUGCUACAUUUGGAGAGGGAGCAUAUGUUGCAAAGAAUGUAUGAUGAUCUGAAAUCGUGAGCAGAGAUCCUAGACAGACAGGUAACACUGUAG
Molecule: messenger RNA, 639 nt
Organism: Dermochelys coriacea (leatherback sea turtle)
Lineage: Eukaryota; Metazoa; Chordata; Testudines; Dermochelyidae
Gene: C3H8orf74
Product: chromosome 3 C8orf74 homolog
Source: RefSeq, a predicted model, not a curated record